AUGGACACGAGUUCAACUUUACCCUUCUUCCCCACUCUCUAUAUAUAUACUUUUACAAACAAACAGAUUCGCAGGGAGAAAAGUCAUAGUUUCUUCGCUGAAUUAUUAGAGAUGGAGACGGUGAUGCCCUCGCCGCCGGUGGACUUCAACUUCGACAGCGCGUGCACUACCCCCUACAUCAGCGCGCCGUCUAGUCCUCCGCAUUUUGGCGCCGGCUUCGCCAGCGCCCCCGGCAGCCCCACCCGCUUCCUCGGCGGCGGCGCGGUUCCGUUCAGCUGGGAAGAGAAGCCAGGAGUUCCGAAACCUAGGCGUGAUUUCGACGGAAUUAAUGGAGAAUACGAGGAUGAUGAUAGAGAUUUUGUUUUCGAGUUCAGCGGGCCGUUGGAGAAGGCUUAUUUGUCCGCCGCCGACGAGCUGUUUGAGUCCGGCAAGAUCAAGCCUCUUAAGCCGCCGUCGCUGCGGCCGGAACACGGCGAAAAACCUCGUAGCUCUCCUAAAUAUCCCGACAAAACGGUUAAGGAAGUACGGCGUUCGCCGAAAACGGAGAACGAUGCCGACAAACGAGGACGAGGAAGAGAAAUCCGUUCGAAUAAUAAUCCUCGGCACAAGGCAACGAGAUCUCUGUCCCCAUUCCGAGCCUCGGAUUUGGUAUUCGACCGGAAACAAACCGGUCAAGAAAACACAAACAACAACUCCGUUUCCUCCUCGUUCAUCUCAACCAUGUUGUCGGGAAGAUGGAAGCUGAAGGAUCUUCUGCUGUUCAGAAGCGCGUCGGAAGGUCGGGCGAGUAGCACACAGAAGAUGAAGAAAUACUCAUCAGAGCUGAAGAACAAGAAGAAGAGUAAAGAAGACGUGAAUUACAGCUUUAGGUCUACAACAGACAGCGAGGGAUCCGGGUCAAUCUCGAGGAGGAGAGGACCGGUUUCGGCUCACGAACUGCAUUACACGAUGAACCGGACGAUCUCGGAGGAGCUGAGGAGGAAAACAUUCUUGCCAUACAAGCAAGGGCUCCUAGGUUGCUUGGGCUUCAAUCCUGCGGUUCAUGAAAUGUCUUGUAGAGGUUUUUCUUCUGUGUCCAUGCCUCGUUCCUAAUAACAGUGGAUCGAUGCAGGUUAAUUAUCGAAUCUCUAGUUUUCUUUGUCAAGUGUAGAUCAGAGUUAUUGUUAGUUUCUUAAUUCUGUGUCCAUAACUCAUAAUUCUACGUACAAUGUUGUAAACGCCUUUUUUUUUUUU
Ipomoea triloba (trilobed morning glory) is the source of this 1233-nucleotide messenger RNA. RefSeq lists its product as uncharacterized. Lineage: Eukaryota; Viridiplantae; Streptophyta; Magnoliopsida; Solanales; Convolvulaceae. The transcript is spliced from 2 exons. The record is from RefSeq and is a predicted model, not a curated record. Bases 1 to 1092 code for a protein of 363 amino acids.